Molecule: messenger RNA, 3130 nt
Organism: Seriola aureovittata
Lineage: Eukaryota; Metazoa; Chordata; Actinopteri; Carangiformes; Carangidae
Gene: arl10
Product: ADP-ribosylation factor-like 10
Exons: 4
Coding region: 61-939 (292 amino acids)
Molecular function (GO): GTPase activity; GTP binding
Source: RefSeq, a predicted model, not a curated record
UUUUUUUUAUACCCCUCUUGCGCGUCUCGAAACAAAAACAAGCAGAGAGAGCUCGGUCACAUGUGGAGCGGCAGGGGAGCAGCAAGAAGAAGAAGGAAGCGGCAGUCACUCCUCAACACUGUCGGUAUCCAGGAGAGCGGUGACCCCCCCCCACCCCCUCCUCUCCACACACACCUCCACCUCCACCUCCGCCCUCAGGUUCCCCUCUCUGCCUCUCUCUCUCUCUCUCUCUCUCCGGCUCCAGUCGCCGCUCGGUGCGCUCCACAUAUGGUUCUCCUCCGGCACAUCUCCAUCGCCCUGACCGCCGCCGUGGCUGCCCUGGGCUCCGCUCUCUUCAUCGCCUUGAACUACUUCUACAGGAGGCGAAUAUGGUCCCCACAGGCGGAAUACUGCACGAUCAAGGAGGAGGAGGAGGAGCGAGGAAAGCGCCAGGUCCUGGUCCUCGGUCUGGACGGCGCCGGGAAGAGCAGCAUGUUGCAGGGUCUGACCCCCGGGGAGCCGGCGGCCAAAAGGGGCCGCUGCCGACCCACCCGCGGCUUCAACUUCAUGAGCCUGAACGCCCCCGCCUGUCAGCUGGACUUCCUGGAGAUUGGCGGCGGCGAGGACCUGCGGCGCUACUGGUCCGACUACAUGAGGAGGACUCACGUUCUGGUGUAUGUGGUGGACUCCGCUGACAGGAGCCGCCUCCCAAUGGCGAAGGAUGAACUGCACCGCCUCCUGAGGGUGGGGCCGCAGAUGCCCGUGGUCAUCCUAGGAAACAAGCAGGAUAAACCCAACGCUGUCAGUGUGUCGGAGCUACAUGACGCCUUGUCUCUGGGCUCUGUGACCGAGGACAGGAAGAUGUUCCUCUUGGCCGCCCAGCUGGGUUCGGAUGGAGCCCUGAGGAACUCCCACCAGAGCCUGGACAACAUCCAGGACCUCCUGCUCCAGCUCGUCUGAUUUCAGCCCCCCCCCCCCCACACACACACACACAUACACACACACAUACACACACACACACACAGGGAAGAAGAGGAGGAGAUGGAGGCACAGAAACAAAGGGAUGGCUUAAGGACAUCCUCCUCUUCCUCCUCCUCCUCUUCCUUAUAUAAGCUUUGGCUUAUUUGAGGCAGAGGAGGAGGAGGAGGAAGAGGAGGAGGAGGUGAUAAAGGCCUUCGAGACAGAGGCAGAGGGUUUUUUUUCUUAUUGAAGAAGAUGAGAUUGAGAAGAUGGGAAGAUGCCUUCAAGUACCUCCUCCUUUUCCUCCUCCUGUUCAAACUACGUCAUCUCUUCCUCCUCCUUCAUUACACUUUUCCUCCAACUCGUCUCGUCACCCUCGCCGGAGAAGAGGAGGUGGCGAGUGAGGAGGACGAGGGUUUUAAUCACAGACCUGUGACUCAGAACCACAGAGUUCGCCUCCUGCCGACGACUCAGACUUCGAACUAGUCUUAAUGUCAACCUGUUACAGGUUUAUUUAAGCAUGUAGAUUACACUGUAUAGAAGAUGUGAACUGAAAUAUGUCAAAGAUUGUAGACGCAUACACAGAUUUUCUUUGGUUUGCUGUUUUCCGAGAGUCAGCAGAGCAGAACAGGCAACACUCAGCGUUGCCAGGUUGGAGGCCCCCCGGGGACCGACACUGCACCAGCUCCGUGAAUUUCAGCGACUCGGUUUAAUAGAUACUCGCCGACCUCUGCACGGAGGCUUUUCUGAGAUCUAGGGGAAUUUUGUGAGGGGGAUUUAAAGGGACUCCCCCUGACAUUUUAAAAAGCAGAGUUAUUUCUCCUCUCACAACUCUUGUCAGGUUUCUUCACGACAGCUUGAGAGCAUUUUAAGAUUCAGUGUCUGAAACCACAACCUCUCUGUGAGUAUAGUUUCUGGAUCAAGUCAGUCCAGACUGUUUUCAUCGUGACAUUUAACAUGUAGUCCGAACAACAAGAAAAACUGUCCCUGAAUCACUUGCUAAAGCUCCUAAGGCCAUAUUUCACACGGCACGAAUGAAGCCGACGAUGUACUCAACAAACACUUGAUGUGCAUCCACUGGGUAGCAGAUGUGUAGGAUGAGGUCGGUGUUAUUCUGUUUUUCUUCUCAUCAGCAAAUCCCACGAAAAGACCAAAACCAAAAAAGAUGUAAAUCUUUGAAAACAGCUCAGAAAUAUAUUUUAUUUUUUAAGUUUUUACUAGUGCAUUUUUGGGGACUAUUUUCAGCAGUGGAUUAAUACACAUUAAAUGCUCUAGUAAGUAUUUGGGGCAGCAGGAUGUGCGUGCGUGUGUGUGUGUGUGUGUGUGUGUGUGUGUGUGUGUGUGGGACUGAGUCAAAAUAAACUACAGUGUGUGUGUGUGUGUGUGUUUAUAAUAACGAAGCAACAUGUCACCCAGUGCGACAGUGUGACUCACUGAUCGUUUUUUGGACGACAAUGGAGCUACACAGAUAAUACUCGUUCGUAGGAUCGAUUAAUUGUUGGUUUUGGUCUUUUUCGUGGGACAUGUUGACAAUGAGGAAAAUACAGACUAUCAUCAGCUUCAUCCUUUAAUGUUUUUACUCAUUAUUCAGUAAGAAAAAAAAAGCAUUAAGCGAAGAUGAGAUCAGCCAAAUUCGUCACUCCAUCUCUGUUUGCUUAAGGAUUUGCGCACAAUUUGGAUUUCACAUCCUUUUUAAGCCCAACACGCUCCGAGUCCUGUUUGCUCCACAGCUGUGCAGAAUGUACCAGUAUCCAGAAAAACACACAUCCUUGAAUGUCUCAGUGCAGAUGUGACUACUGAGUGUUUGACUCUGAAGCUACUUGUAAAGAUAAACUGCAGUUGGCUUGACUCUUGAUUAUUCUAUCGCCGCCUGUGUGCAGCCAUGUUUGCUUUUGACGCACAAUCUUGUAAUGAAUGUGAAGUUUUAUUCCUUUUGAUGUGGCGUGGCUCUGCAGAAAAUGUUUUCACAGCAAGUAAGAUUUUAGUUGACUGCUGUAUGUUUUUUUGUUGUGUAAAGGGAACUGCUGGAUGUGAAUUCAAGCAUGUCUUCAUGUUUUUAUGUUCUCUUUUAAAACUUCAGCUGCAAUUUUGGAUUAAGUCUUGAUGUGUUUUUUUUUCUUAAAACAACAGAAAUCAACCAAAGUACAAGUGGAGAAAGAAAACCUGCCAAUAAACACAGUUGUGUACUCGA